Saccostrea cuccullata (small rock oyster) is the source of this 1404-nucleotide messenger RNA. RefSeq lists its product as uncharacterized. The coding region runs from base 1 to 1404 and encodes 467 amino acids. Lineage: Eukaryota; Metazoa; Mollusca; Bivalvia; Ostreida; Ostreidae. The transcript is spliced from 2 exons. Gene Ontology annotation, molecular function: ubiquitin protein ligase activity; translation repressor activity. The record is from RefSeq and is a predicted model, not a curated record. Gene Ontology annotation, biological process: negative regulation of translation; protein polyubiquitination; proteasome-mediated ubiquitin-dependent protein catabolic process.
AUGGCUGGUUCAGAACAGCAAGGUCAGAUCAUUGAAGAUAGCACUGGUCAGAAACUAUAUAAACUUCCUAAAUAUAUCACAGAGAACCAUAAUGGAGAUGUAAUUGUUUCUGACUUGAACAAUGGUGUAGUGGUGACAGAUCGUACAAGAAGACACCGUUUCCCGUACACGGGUCCUCAUUCAGGAUCAGGAUUUUCACCACUAGGAGUUUGUGUUGACGCUUUGUCAAAUAUUCUGGUGUCUAAUGCUAAAAGCAAAAAAAUUCAAAUGAUUGACAGAGACGGUAACUUUUUAUCACUGUUCAACAAAAUAAAAAGAAUAAAUGUAUCAGGGGGUCUGGCCUAUGACAGCAAAAAUCACAUUCUCUUGGUAGGAACAACAUAUUAUAACAGCAGGAAAAGUCAAACCCAAAGGGAAAGGAACAUUCCUGCUACAUUUGCAGUCUCCCUGAAUGAUGAAAUCAACAAAACUGAUUUGAUUAAGUUACUAGGCAAAGAAAUACAAAUCACAGAGACAAAAAUGCGAGAAUCAAGAAUUGAACAGCUACUGGAACUGAUGCCUGAACCUUUGUUAAAGGAAUCUUUCAUUCUGGGAAUGGCAAGUAGACACAUUUCAUGUGCGACCAAAGACAUGCUAUGGAUUAGUGGUCCCUAUGAAAUCCUCCUGGCCAAUAGAAAAGGUGACAUUCUAGAUGCUGUGACAAAUGCAAAAAGAAAUUAUGGAGGACACUCGGUAACCCGUGAAGGGGAUCUGAUUUAUAUAGACGGACAUAAUAACAUUAAAAGAAUGCCUACAUACAACAAAAUUCCAUAUACUCUAAUAAAGAACAAAUACCCAAUGAAAGCAGAGAGUGUGUACUGUUCCCCCUCCACUGCAGACCUACUUGUUGGGAUAGUGAGAUAUGAUGAAAAUAAAUGUGUAAAUACAGAUGCCAAGGUAAUGCGGUAUGGUCAUAGAGGAAAGCAAAUUCAGGUCAUUGAACACAAUGACAAGGGUCGGAAGCUGUAUAAAUUCCCUGCAUACAUCACUGAAAAACAUAAUGAAGAUGUAAUUGUUUCUGACUUAAACAAGGGUGUAGUGGUGACAGAUCGUACAGGAAGACAUCGUUUCUCCUACACGGGUUCCUCAUCCUUAUCAAGACUUUCACCACUAGGAGUUUGUGUAGACGCUCUGUCAAACAUCUUGGUGUCUGAUGCUAAAAGUAAAACAAUUCAAAUGAUUGACAAGGAUGGUCACUUCUUAUCAAUUUUCACCAAAAAACACAGAAUAAAUGUAUCAGGGGGUCUGGACUAUGAUAACAAAAAUCAUCUCCUCUUGGUAGGAACAACAGAUUAUAACAGCAGGCUGUGUGUAUAUCGCUACAUAAAAAGAAAAGAUUAUCUCGCAGAUGAUUUAAAUGGCUAA